AACCCGCCCAGUGUCCCCGGGAUGAGAGAGGACGGCUGUUUGAGCAGAGAAAGAACAGGGAAAUGAAGUUGUCAGACAGGCUAGCCCAGCAGCUCUCUCCCUUCAGCUCGGCCCCUUUCAACUUCUGAAGGCAGGUUUAGAUGACAAAAUCACCGCUAUGACCGUCAGUUAGCAAAUGUCACUCAGCUACGGGGCUAUCAGAUAACGUUACCCACCGAGAAGAGAAGCGUAACAGUAAAGAAAGUGGAGACAACUUGCUAUCCCGCUAACUCUCCUCCAGCAAGUCGACUGCGUUUCGGUUUCAGGACGACACCUCAUUUGUGAUUUUUGGAUUGCACCGCCUGUCUGCAGUCAUGCCUUUUCCGUUCGGGAAGUCUCAGAAGAAUCCAGCCGAAAUAGUAAGGACUUUGAAGGACAAUGUUGCACACAUGGAGAAGUUGGAUGCUGCAGACAGCAAAAAGUGUGAAAAGGUUGCAGAGGAGGUGUCCAAGAACCUUGCUUCGUUGAAGGAGGUGCUAAGUGGGACAGGGGACAAGGAACCUCAAACCGAAGCGGUGGCUCAACUCGCACAAGAAUUAUACAACACCAACCUCCUCAUCGCACUCAUCGCAAACCUGCAGAAGAUUGAUUUUGAGGGCAAAAAGGAUGUGGUCCAUUUGUUCAGCAACAUUGUGAGACGUCAGAUUGGCAGCCGCACACCCACUGUUGAAUACAUCUCCUCACACCCAGAAAUCCUCUUCAUGCUUCUGAAAGGAUAUGAGAGCCCAGAAGUGGCUCUGAACUGCGGCAUUAUGCUGAGGGAGUGUCUGCGUCACGAGCCGCUGGCUAGGACGGUGCUCUUCUCCGAGGAUUUCUUCUGUUUCUUCGGUUAUGUCGAGCUCUCCACCUUUGACAUCGCCUCUGAUGCCUUUGCCUCCUUUAAGGAUCUCCUCACUAGACACAAGAUGAUGUGUGCAGAUUUCUUGGAGAACAAUUAUGACAGGGUGUUCACUGAGUAUGAGAAACUGCUUCAUUCAGAGAACUAUGUCACCAAAAGGCAGUCUUUGAAGCUCUUAGGGGAACUCCUGCUGGACCGACACAACUUCACUGUCAUGACUAAUUACAUCAGUCGGGCAGAGAAUCUGAAGCUGAUGAUGAACCUUCUACGAGACAACAGCCGUAACAUCCAGUUCGAAGCAUUUCAUGUCUUUAAGGUAUUUGUAGCAAACCCAAACAAGACCCAGCCAGUGCUCGACAUCCUGCUGAAGAACCAGGCCAAGCUGGUGGACUUCCUGAGCCACUUCCAGACGGACAGGUCCGAAGACGAGCAGUUCUGCGACGAGAAAAACUAUCUGAUCAAGCAGAUCCGAGACCUGAAGAGACCAACGGCACCCGAGGAGUCUUAAAACCUGAAGGAGGCGCUUGUUUCUCUCAGGCGGUACAUGGUAGAGGUGUCUGAAGCUGCAGUGGGCUGAGUGAGUGGAAACUAAAGAAAAACACCAACAUAUUUAGAUCUAGUUUUAGGUAUAAAACAUAGGAAAGAUGUUCUGAAUUUUCAUUUUCUGGUAUAGUGUGAAUACGGUGAGGAUUUUAUUCAGCACCUGUGUGGGCCAAGAACUGUUAUUUAAACCACAGUGCUUCUUAUUUAGCGACAGUGGAAUGCCUUUACUCUGCUUGUGUAAUGUUGGACCUUAAACUGUUACUCCUUCAUAGAUUGUUGCUAAAAUGUCCCAACAUUUGCUCAGGCUCUAGAGAUGUUCUCAUAAAAUAAUUAUCCUUAACUUGUGUAUUAUAUAAAGAUUGAAAUACUGAGAGGUAAAUAUAUUAUUUUUCUAAUGUAACCGCCACCUAUAAAUGCUCCGGUUUGCUUUAUUAUUUGCCUUAUUGUAUGUUUUCUCUCUGUCGGCGUGGGAGUUAAAUGAUCUUUAGAAAUAUGGCCCUAGCAGAGCAGCAUGUGGCUCUUUAUUGGCCAAGUCAGCAGCCAGGGCUUUGGUUGCUUUGUCUGGCAGCAGUCAAACGUGGAGCCAGCCGUGCUGCAUGUGUCAAUGCAGGAAGCACAAGUCAAACCAAUGAGGAAUCGAUCAGGUCUGUUGGAGAUUGAUAUUUUUUUUUUGUGUUUUUUUUUUUUUUUUUUUUUUUUUUGAGGUUGCGUUUGGCAACGCUUACAGUGACUGAAAUAGAAACAAAGAAUCAGAUAAUGCUGCAGGGUCGGAGCUAGACAAUUGAUCGGGCAGAAAGCACUCCAUUCAUGUCCACAUACAGAACACACACGGUCCUGAUCUAUUAAAACGGAUCGCAGCCUUUUUCAUGCUGUAGGUGCUUCUCAUGAUGCAGCCCCAAAAUGUUUUCUGGUGAUAUUAACUUAUAAGCAUUAGGUCUGCUUCUUUCUCUGAACUCUGGACAGUUUUUCAUUCUAGAAAUGUCUUUAGAGAAAAUGCACUUUUUUCUAAUUUCCUAAGUUACUCUGCUUGAAUAAAAUGUCAAUAGAAAUGAAUCAAUAAACAUUCCCCAAAUUGCAAGACAUUCCUUUUUUUUUUCUCAAAGAUUAUUUCAAAUUGAGUAUGGUCAGGGUUUAAUUUGCUGUCAUCUGUUAUGCUACGUUCACACUGCAAGCAUCAAGAGCAGCAAAAAUGCAUGUGUUGCUUCAUUUUUGAUGCUUGUAGUUUAGUUCUGAUGCGCGGGUGAAGCAGCUUUGCUGCUCUGGCUGCGCCGUGGAAAAAGUGGGUUUGAUGCACGUUAGGCAGAGCUACCCUAUCCUAUUUUUUCCUGUAACAAUGGCGGCUAUAUGUGCUGUGAUCACUGGGUAUAAAGUAGUUUUAUGUUUUUAAGUGGGAAAGUCCAACUGAAAACUUAAUCAGUGCAGUCAGUUCAUCCAGAUUACAAUCCUGCCUUCAAAUAUUAUUUCUGUUGGAGCCGCUCAGACCCCCACAUACCGGUGGUGUGCUGUCAGUAAGAAUCCCGUUCAAGAGCAGCCUCUGGCCCAGUCUCCUCUUCGCGAUUUGCCGCGGCGGCUGGAAGGCCGUUUUCAUGUACGUAAUCGAAACUGCAGGCACUGGGAUAAUAAAAGUGAACAGGUUUUACUGGCAGAUUUCGGCAUUUUAAGUUAAUUUAGUUAAUAAACUGUUCCAGAGGAGUGAUCAUAGUGUUCUGCAUCAUCAGUGCUGUGUCUGUCUCCCUGCAAGCUCCCAGAUCAGCUUCUCUGAUUGGUUGAUGUGGCGCGUCGAGCAGCAAAAGUUCAAUUUCUCCAACUCCGGCAGCUGCUGCGUUUGCAGCGCUUCACGCAGCAGAAGCUCAUGACGCGCUGCUCCUGCUGCAUAUGUUUUGCUGCACCCCGAUGUACGUCAACCAUUGACUUUGCAUGUAAACUAGCUGCUCCUGCUGCCUCUACUGCUUUAGGUGUGAACGUAGCAUUUGAUCAUUAAAUCAUCAAGCGGCCUCUCUCUGAUCAUUAUUCAUAUUAGCAACAGAGGCGACAUCACACUGUGAGACAGAGAUGUUUGCAGUUUGAAGGUAACCUUUGAAACUUGUUAGCACAGCUAGCAUUACUAACAGCUGUCCUGGAGUUCUAUAGCAAAUGAAAAAAAGAACUUGAUCUUAUAUUUUUUAAAAGCCUUAAAUAAAUGGUGUUUUAUGACAGUUGGAUAAAACAGAUCCCCUCUGCAGUUAUUCAUUCAGCUCGCUGUUUCCUCAUGACGUCUAACUCAUGUAUCAGACUCAGCUACCAGCUAAAACGCUCUUAAAGCUUCUGUUCUUUCUUCUGACUUGAUUUCUAAACACCUCACUGGUACUAAAACAGCUACUUUAGAUUCAUCAACAACAUCCACUGAAGCGUCGCAGUGUGACCUGGUAGUGCUCCUAUGUGGUGCGUUCACUGUCAGAAAGAAAAUAGGGAAUUGAACUGUAGAACUGGACCAGUAUAAUAUAUAUAUUUUUUUUGCAUCUCUAGUUAUAUUAGAUUAUUUAAAUACGCUUUACUCUAAUAGAUCUGAUGUCGGAUGUCACCACAACCCUAAAAGUCAAACGAGGCGUCUGCUGAGGUACAGGUUAUAGAAACAAGCCUGAGUGUUUUUGUGCAGAUUUGGUUCCAAUGCUGGAUUUAUUUUUGUGCAUUACUGAUUGUUUAAGAGUGAUUUUUCUGAAAAUGUUUUGUUUGUUUCUUAACGUUCUCAUGAAAUAAUUUUAAAAAAAUUAAGGAUUUCUAAAAGUCAUCAUUGUCAAACAUAUACCUCCCUGGAUUUAAAAAAAAUCCACCUUAGAAGGCAGAACAUUAUUGAGGACAACACUUCACAUGUGAACUGGGUGCUGCCUUGUUUUCGCUGUUAAAAAAAAAAAAAA
Cyprinodon tularosa is the source of this 4314-nucleotide messenger RNA. RefSeq names its product calcium binding protein 39, like 1 (gene cab39l1). Gene Ontology annotation, biological process: intracellular signal transduction. Bases 354 to 1385 code for a protein of 343 amino acids. Gene Ontology annotation, molecular function: protein serine/threonine kinase activator activity. The record is from RefSeq and is a predicted model, not a curated record. NCBI's taxonomy places the organism in Eukaryota, Metazoa, Chordata, Actinopteri, Cyprinodontiformes, Cyprinodontidae. The transcript is spliced from 9 exons.